This is a messenger RNA of Sabethes cyaneus, 774 nucleotides long. Its product is annotated as ionotropic receptor 75a-like. Bases 1 to 774 code for a protein of 257 amino acids. NCBI's taxonomy places the organism in Eukaryota, Metazoa, Arthropoda, Insecta, Diptera, Culicidae. The transcript is spliced from 3 exons. The record is from RefSeq and is a predicted model, not a curated record.
AUGACCGUGAGCGCCAAUGAGUAUUUUCUUACAAUUUUGGGAUUUCUUUGCCAGCAGGGAUACGAUGGUCGAACGUCAACACUAACUACGAAAGCUGUGGCAUUGAUAGUGCUGGUGUUCUCAUCGCUUAUGUAUCAGUUUUAUGGAACAUUUAUUAUCGGAUCAUUGCUGACUCCUCCACCGAAAAAUUUGAAAACGAUUCGUCAGCUUAUCGAUAGUAACUUUCAGGUCACGAUGGAAAAUUUGUUCUACAACUGGGAUUUCUUUAAUAGAACCAAAGAUCCUGCUGCCAUCGAAUUGUUCAAUAAGAAGAUACUUAAAUCGGUAGCGAAACCAACGAACGUAAGUCACGGUAUUGUGCUGAUCCGCAAGGGAGGAUACGCCGUCCAAUGUGACAUUGGAUAUACGUAUCCCAUUUUGAAAAGCACCUUCACGGACGAUGAGAUUUGCGAUCUGCAGGAUAUUCCAAUUUCUCCUCUCAGACCGUUGCACCUACCUUUGCAAAAAGGUUCUCCAUUGAAACAGUAUUUUCGAGUCACGUUGCGAAAGUUGAUCGAAAGUGGAUCCGGAGGUUACUACUAUCGGGAAUAUUUCAGUUCGAAGCCACCGUGUCCGAAAAGUGACCUCGAAACGACGCAGAUUGAUGUGUAUCAAGUUAUCAGUAUUUUUUAUUUUCUGGCGUUGGGUUUUCUGCUGAGUGUGGUGAUACUGAUAAUUGAGAGAAUCUAUUAUCGUUAUCGUAUCGCCCCAACUGUAUGGGAAUAUACAAAUUGA